UUUAUUAUCGCGCUCGCUACCCUUUCGAUGGAAUCAUUUUGAUCAAACAACACGAUUAAUAAUUUUGCACUGAACCAGUAUGUAUCCAUCGAUCUUCGCACGGACUCGGUUUGCUUCGCCGAACUCCGGAAAAGCUCGCGGCUACGGGGGUGGGGCCUCGGGGGUUCGGUCCGUAGCGUCGUUAUUCGACGAACGGCGCUCGUCGAAUGCGUUGACUCUCCGCUGGCUCUCGUGAAGCUUUCGCGUGGCACAGGAUUCCCUUGUGCUCCUCUGUGCUUUCUUGUGCUCGGUUAACUUCGUAUUUUUAGUUUUUAAACACUCGGAAUUAUACGCCAUACGAGCAUACGUGUUUUACGAUUAUAUUUCCUUUGACCUUUUAUUCCGACUCGCAUGUCAAGACGCGUCAGUUAAAACUUUUCAAACAGUUCGUUUUCAUACGUUUUUGGAUGUUGAGAGGCAUGGAUGAUGUGUUUAUAAAGUUUGGUUUACGAAGGCUCAAAGUUAUGUCUUCGCAGAGUCUGUGACAGGCUAGAGCAGCGAGUCUUCGUUAACCUAAAAGGUACUUUAACGAUGCGGAACGUUAAUCGUUAAUCAACACGGAAUAGUGUCGCUGGAUUAGAGAAUUAUCGAGAAAGUGAAAAACGGGUGUGUUGUGAUCUGACAAUUCAAUGGACUUGUCAGGAUAAAUCAAAACGGAUUGAUCAAUGCCCGAACGUGUUCAUACAGGAAAAAUUGUGCUCGGAUAUUCUUACGUGGUUUCUCGACAGUCCCAUUGUCUCCGGGUGUCGUCUGAGUUUCAUUCUGUGAGUGUCCAUCGAUUGACACGUUCGCCACGUCUGGUAAAACGAUACGAUUUGACUUUGUUAUCUCGUUGGUAUCGUUAACGAGGUUGUAAAACAAAAAAAAAGUGUUAACUCGCGAGUGCAUACAGAGUGACUGGAAUUCUAAUAGAGGGUUAUGUAUAUAUGCAUUAUAUAUAUAUAUAUAUAUAUAUCCUUGGUAAAAUACUAAGACAGGAAAUCAUCGCAUGAUGAGGAUCUUCAACAUGCUUCUACAGAUGUUUUUCUACUUUGAAAAAUACUCGAUACGGAAAAUGCUGAAAGCGAAUGCUCGUUAAAGGUUCACCUGUACCGGUAUUCAGCUGCCAACGGGCCUUCCUGGUACGCGCGAUCGUCGUGCUUCGCUAGGAUUGGCAGCACUGGUACUUUCCUCUUGUAGCACAGCAGCAGCCUCUUCCAGCAACGUCAGUGGCUCCUUUAGUGGCUCAUUCUACUAUCCGCAGUGUUGAUUAAGGAACGAAGGUGCGGCUACGCAAAGAAGCGCUAUCGCGACAGUUCAAAGAGAAGGAGGGAAGGAUGAAAGGAUCAGGAUCGGGUAUGAGGAAGGACGAAAACUCGUGAAGAUAUCAGGUAAUGAGGGAGACAGACAGAGAGAAGAAACGUUGAAACCGACGUGACGGAGAAGGACACAAAUGGUGGUGGGUGAUUCCAGGAGGGUUGAGGGAGGUUUUCAGAGGGUAGCGAAAAUAUAAGCAAAUUACUGGCUCUGCCCAGACCACGUUGAUCUCUGGCCGCCGAGAUACCGAAUAAUGAAAUUGACCGCAAAAGGACUUCCGUUUCUCAGUGUCAAGGACGAUGAAUACCUGCGGAAAAGGUCCUCCGAAGGAGGAGAAAGGAACGCAGGAAGGAUAUUCAUAACGCACGGCAAGCGGACGACGUGCCGCAAGGUACGUCGAGAAAUCGCGUUCUUCGAGACGAGAUGCUGAACUUUUAACUUUUUCUCGAUUCCGGCAACGACUGAGAGUGCGACGAAGAAGCAGACCAAACAAACGGACACUGUAGAGAAAGAGGGACAAGGAGGGGAGGACAGUGAAAAAUAACAUAGGCAUUUUAAAUCCAAUCGCUAAAAAGUGACUUGAACGUUCGAAGGAUCCUCUUUUGUGUAAUUCCCUUGAAAAUUAAAAAAAAAAUUACAGCCGCCUUCGCAGUCAUCCUCCCGUUAAUCGGCAUAUCCGUUUGCGACGUAUGAAACGAAAGCGCGUUCAUCGUCGACAUCUCGUUCGUCUUCGUUACCGACCGAUCGCUUGGUCGGCCGGUGUCGUCGGGAAGUAAACUAAAAAUUUCAAGGUACCGUCGUUGCACGUUGCCACGCGAGGGACGCAUGGCGUCGGGCUUUCGUUCCCAUCAGCGGUAAUAAUUUAUUCGGCCGUAAAACAAAAUGAAUUAUUCACAAUGCAUCAGCGUGCAAGCGCACUCCGUGACAAAGUAUUGCAAUUUACAGUAAAUCGCCAUUUGCAAGUCGCGCAAAGUACGCCGUGAUUGUACGGGACUGUACUGUAGUCGAGCGAUGUUAAAGUAUGGAUUUGCUUGGCGACGCGUUCACACGUGAGAACGUUAAAUCACUGUUUAGUAACGUUGCCAGGCUAUCGAACGCCUAAUCGUAAUAGUCGACGUCCCGCGGCGACCCGAAUAUUCCCAUAGAAUCCAAGACAAUCGGGAAGUGAAUAAAAACGAGAUCUACCUUAUCGAUAACGAAGGAAUCGCGAAAAUCGUGGGCGCGGAGGAAAUUUAAUUUGCCGAGACAUAAUGCGAGUCUAAAAUCUCACUGAAAUAUGGCGCCGUCCGGGAGCUCGAGGACGGAAUGUGCCCGAACUAAGAAUCGUCCCUGAGCCACGUGGAAAUUUAUGAUAAUAGUGUCACGAGGUCAGCGCGAGUCGACCAGAGAUUAGAGUUCCUACUGCGACGAUAAAUGUGAGCCAUUCCCUUGAUCCAAGCGUCGAGCCGAAUAUUGUCUUGGACAAAUGUGAAUUAGGCCCAAGUCCCAGAAGUACGCAGGCACUAAAAGCACGGAAGAAUGGAGAAGGACAGUGCACGGCAUUAUAGAGCUUACGAAGGCCUAAAGCCGGCCAACAAUGGCAACACGUCCUCCCUCAAGAGAGGUACGGAUCCAUCCAAGAAUCGUUCACGACCAAUAAAAUGUCUUUGCUUUGGAGGUGUACCUGAUAAAGCGAGUCAUCAUUCCUUCCUGAAAGGUUUCAUCAUUAAUCUGGGCAUAUGCGCCCUACUCGUUUCUUACACCCUGCUUGGUAGCUUUAUCUUUCUGGCGAUAGAGGGCGGUAGCGAUGGUAUACAUCAGCGCACCCUAGCGACAACAAUCGCCAGCGGAAAUCAGCCUGCUCGAAGAAAUACAACUGCGUGGCUCAAGCAGAUAACCCACGAAGCCAGAGCGAGGACAGUGCAGAAUAUAUGGGAGCUCACGGUGACCCUGAACAUUCUCUAUCGAGAAAACUGGACCAGGCUGGCCGGUCAGGAAAUCGCACGGUUUCAGGAUCAACUGGUCAAAAGGAUCACGGAGGACGUGAUAGCGUCUCAAAAUGCUGGUACCUUCCUGGGAUCUCACAACGAUGGCGUGACAGAGCGACGAGUUCCUGACUACGAGUGGAACUUUGCGAAAGCUUUUCUAUACUCUCUCACCGUCCUCACAACGAUCGGAUACGGAAGCAUAGCACCUAGAUCAACCUGGGGCAAAGUCGCGACCAUGGGAUACGCCACUCUUGGUAUUCCAUUGACUCUGGUAUAUCUCUCGAGCGCCGGAGGACUCCUGUCCAGGUGCGCCCGGGGUGUCUUCACGCGAGCGCUUUGUUGUUGUCUCUGUUCGAAUUGUGGAUAUUGUUGCUACGACGAGAGGCGAAUGCAGGAGAAGGAGAGACGAAUGAGGAAAAAGCGACAGCAGGAGGAACUCGUCCAGCAGCAGCAACAGUUGCAGCUGCAGGAACCCUUUUACGUAAGGGCAAAUGCUUCGACCUUUCCUAGUUCUGCGGAGAUAAAAACCAGCCCCAAGGAUGAGGUGUCCAGUCUGGGUUCUGGGGAUAGACCAAACGUCACCAUCCUGGCACCUAUCAGUAUCUGCCUCGGUGCCAUGCUCUGCUACAUCAUCGCCGGGGCUUUCACCCUCCACAGGCUCGAGGGUUGGAAUUUUGUUGACGCAAGCUACUUCUGCUUCAUGAGUCUCAGCACUAUAGGGUUCGGAGACAUGGUGCCUGGUUCCUAUCCUGGCAACAACCUCGCCGAAUCCAGGAACGUGACCGUGUGGUUCUGCUCCUGUUAUAUUAUGUCAGGAAUGGCCCUGACUGCGAUGUGUUUCAAUAUCCUGCACGAUGAAAUCGUGCACCGGUUGAGUCAUCAGGUUGAGAAGCAGGAACCCGUCAAGCCCAGUCCCAGUGUGGAUGAGCUCGCUGCGGAUCCAUUUGCACUAACUUCGUGACAAUUUCCGACAAGCACCCUCUGCCACAGAAACGUCACCGAGGAGACGCUCUGCGGCGACACCCCGACGAGCAUCUUCGCCCACGAGAAUGAAAUCAACGUGCUCAAGGACUCGUACAACCAGGUGGACGUCACCAGAGACUGCAAGCCAAUGCUCAAAUUGGAGGAGCAGCUCGCUCCGAUCUCUGCUGUUUACACUCUUCCGGAAGUGGACGAAGAGGCUGAGGAAAACACGGAAAUGUAAGAUCAUUGGCUGAUCUUGUUUGUCAGUGAGCCCUAGGGGACCUCGAUUGGCGAUUCCAAAGGAACGGUUCAACGGUAGAUCUCAGUGAUCGGGACGUCGUGAUUGACAUUGAUAGAAUGAACUUCUUCUCUAUCCUAUCAGUCUCCUUUUCCCAUGGGAAGUCCAUCCUCGACUUAUCCCAGCUGAUCUCAAAUUCCGAGCACAUCGUCAACCAACUUUCCUUGAGGUUGUUUUUCAAAGAUGAUACAGGAUUUUAAUGAAGGCUAGAAAAUCGCACGAAGCUCAUAAACGUCAGCCCAAAUAAGUUUAUUGGACGAGCAUUAAUUGGCACGUAUUUGGGGAUAUUAAUUUAAUGGAAAUAUUGAUUUUGGCUAAUAAAGCACGAUUAUCCAGCGACCCAGGAGCCACGAGCCGUGGUCAGCUGCCCUAGAAUUUUAUUGGCAAAUGCGCCGUUCACGAAGAGACGAAAUAAUCCUGCACCACCGAGCGUACACGGACCGAAGUAAAUCAUGAAAUUAACAUUCUACAUUAACAGUUAACCAUAAUAUAUCAUUCUUGACUAUUAUCGUGAACAAUGUCGACCUAAAUAAUAUUUUAUACGAGCUUCAUGUGUCUAAUGAUUAUCAAGCUCUUCAUUAAUCAACGAGAUCACAAUGUCCCGAUUAAUCAUCGAGAAUUCUUUAACAGUCUAACGUUUCUAUACGCCUGUCUAGCUAGGAACUAAAUCCGUUUUUGUAUUACCAUUCACCAAGUACCAUGUUCUUGUACGUAAUAUAGUAAAUACGCUGAGCGGCUGGUACGUUCGUUCUUCCAGUAUGUCAAACGAAGUAACGAAGGAAGAACCCGCAGUAUUACAAUGCAAUUUUAUACGCUGCGUCUCGAAAGCUUUUCACUUAAGAAUCACUCGAGGAACGAUACGUGCGCGGCAGGAUAGGAAAAAUAAAAAGUUUGUGCUCAAGAACAAUAACUAAAUUAACAAAUAAGAGGUAUAGGCACCGAGUGCUACGAAUGUUGCGUUUAGAAGGACUAUCCACGUUGUUUAACAUUGGUAUUUCGAGUACGUUAUCGAAAUAGUUAAAAAAAAAAAUUAGAUGUAAAAGGGGUUACUAAGUCCACGACGGUGAAUCCUUGCGUUUUCAUCGAUUGGGAAACAAAUAUUCUCAAAGGACUCUUAUAUUAAUAUGGCAAACGCAAGAGGCGGGAAGAUUGUCGAAAAAGCGAGGAAAAAAUGAAAUUAUUAAUUAUAGCGAUUAGAAGAGACUCUUUCGUUUCUUAACAUAUCAUAAGGUAAGACACGGGAAGCGUCCCGACGCCUCCGAUAGCGCGUCUUCUGUCGUUCGGCAAGGUUUCAAAAGCUCCAAGGAUCAUACUCCGAUAUCCCAGGACUCUCCAGUGAAUUCUUGUCAAGAUUAUUUCAAAACGGUGGCUAAUGACAAUCGAUAUUGGCGUCAAGUUUCUUUAGACUAAACGUUAUAGUAACUCGUUGGAAAUUGACACGCCGGAGAGUCCAAAUUUUAUUACUUAAAAACGCGUGUCUUAUAAUAUUUUACAAUUAUUUGUUACUUAACGCUGUUAUCUCGCUUUCGCGUUCUCUAUCUUCUAUCCUGCAUCUUUCUUUCUCUCCCUCUCACUACUGUCUCUAUUUCCUGGAUCUUCUACUCACUCCUUCCCCAACUUUCAGUUUCUCUCUUUUCCCCAGGGAAAUAUAAGGGAGUCGCACGUCCAGGACAUUGCGGCCGGUUCGAAACUUUACUCGCCAAUUUUACGGCAAAAAUUCCAAUAAAACUCAAACACCAUGGGAGUUAUUUUUCUUGUUACGUCCUUCCUAUCUUUAUCCUGCCUCUCGCUAGGUCUCUCGUUCUCUUACAUCCUUCUGCCUCACAGUCUGCCCGACUCCUUGUCGAAUCUUCCUUCCUUAAUACCUUCGAGCAACACUUGCAAAGUAAUGAAGUUAGUUUCUCUCCUUAUGCGCGUCUCGUUUCUUUUUUCUUCGUUUCUUCAUUUCGGCUUCACUACGCAGAGCUUCUAAAUCACCCAUAUGUUAGAUACCACGUAUAUCUGAGAGUCCUAUUCUCCGUCGGAUCAAAUACGAGGAUAAGGAGGAAUGUAUUCACGGAGAACGUGCCUGGUCUUCUUAUUGUACGAAAUUUCACGAAUCGUUUUUCAGGCUCAAUUCUUGUCUACUGAAAAUAAUUAGAAUUCUGACUGAUAACGAGCUUCGCAAGACGUCGUUAUUUCUCAUGAGAAGGAAGAGUCACUCUGUUUGCGCAUGCACAAAUAAAGCUGCCAAUAAAGUCAACGUAGACUAAGACCUUUUUCUGUAUAUAAGACGAGAGAGCAUCCUUUGUACGAUAAUAGGAAUUUAUUAUUAUUGAAAUAAUCAUAAUCGUAUAAUGGUGUUAUGCACGGUGUAAAGUCUGGCAAAAAACUUUUUGCAGAAUAUAUAUAUAAUGUAUCGAGAUGAAUAUGUGUAAAUAGAAUCUGAUGAUUCAGGCAGGAUCGAAAAGAUCUUUUCCAAUCUCUAAAAAUUGUCGAAACGCAUCAUGGACAUUUCUAUUUUAUGGAAUUUCAGUGAACUUCCUAAAGUGAUGGUUAAUAAGUGGAUAAAUGAGGAUUAAUUGAAACGUAAAUUUGGCUUGAAAGGGAAAAAUAGGAAAAUAUUCUCCUGAAAAAGUGUCGCUGGACGAUUUUGGCAUAAAUUAGAGGAAUAAGAGUCAAUGUUAGCCAUUACGAAAAAUCCAUGUAAACUUGCAAACCGACAAGACUUCUGUAAAUAGAAAUAAAUACGCAGAAAGAAGUGCGACAAGGGAACUCAUUGUAAUAUAUGAAAGAAGAGCGCGAAAUGUGAAUCCCUGAAUAUAUUGUACGUCUGUAUAAUCGUUUGUCAAGCAAUGUAUCUUAUAAUACGAAAUAAAAAUAUUAACGACGCGAAAUAAAAUCAAAGAGAACAAAGCGAAAGGCUAUCAAAAUAUUGAAUUAUUAAUUAAAAACGAUUAAUUAAUUUCAGCGUGCUCCCGUCUUAACUAUUAAUUCCUCAUAUUUAUUCCAACGUAAUGACAGUUUUUGAGUUAAUUAAACGACCCGAACAAAUCGGCCUUUUGGUAAUCCGUGAUAAGCAUUUCGGACAUUUCAGAGGUAUCAAAGCGAUUCUGCAAAUCUCUCAUACGCUACGGUGCUUUCUGUUUUCGACUUUCCACGUGGUUUACCUUCCUACCAAACUAUAGAAAUAUCAGUCACGUUUUCAUUGUCCAGAAAAUCCAGUCCGAGUGCAAUUCCAGCUGGAUAUUAACUGUGAAUUUCAAUUUAUCUAUUUCCUAUUUUUGUUUUGCUCGUGAUACUUUUCAUAUAUUAUAAAGACUCAUAGACCAAUAGGACGAUAAUUAGUAUUGAACGAUGUACAUAUUUGGGCUGCCAAUGAAUAAAUUAAUAGAAUAUGAAACUGCAGUCUAUAUCAAAAUGAAAACGAAAAAUGAUCUUAAAUCGCUGAUGUAACUAUGGGAAAUCGAUGGAAAGGUAAAAAUACACGAAUCAAUGAAAACUUGAAAAUUUCAAUAAAGUCAAUGCGAAUUGCGCCUUUCACUUAAUUUUCUGCAUAUAAUCAUAAUGUAUUAUUCAAUUUUGUAAUUUUUUAGAGACACUGAAUUGGUGGAGAUUUUAAUUCUAAACCCCUCGAUGAAUAGGCAGGAAAGUAGAACAAUAAAAGUCUUGUUUUCUUGUAUCUGGUUUUGACUUUACUGUCAAACUGAUAAGAUAUUUGUAACAUUAUUAUUUUGACUUCGUGAGUAAGAACAUUUAUCCUAAUUGGUAUGAAUAAAACUGAAUUUUUGAUCAUUAAAUGAAAAAGUUGUCUUUUCACAAAGU
This is a messenger RNA of Cephus cinctus (wheat stem sawfly), 8367 nucleotides long. RefSeq names its product TWiK family of potassium channels protein 18. The record is from RefSeq and is a predicted model, not a curated record. Lineage: Eukaryota; Metazoa; Arthropoda; Insecta; Hymenoptera; Cephidae. Gene Ontology annotation, cellular component: membrane. Bases 2854 to 4263 code for a protein of 469 amino acids. Gene Ontology annotation, molecular function: potassium ion leak channel activity. Gene Ontology annotation, biological process: stabilization of membrane potential; potassium ion transmembrane transport. The transcript has 9 exons.